AGUCGUAACAGAACUUCCUGUUUCUUGCCCCGCCCCCUCAAGUGUCAACAAUGGCAGCCGAGGGAGAUUUUCUAAUGCGCUACCGAGCGGUGUCAAACAAACUAAAGAAACGUUUUCUUCGGAAGCCCAAUGUCGCAGAAGCAAGUGAACAGUUUGGUCAGCUGGCCAAGGAGCUGAAACAGCAGGACUGUCCUCAAUAUGCUGCCUUCUGUAAUCUAGCUAUGGCCCGCUGUGAACAGACUCUGUUCAACGCCCCAGGAGAGGCCCUGGCUCUGACCGACGCUGCCCGUCUCUUCCUGGCUUCAGAACAGGAAACGCGAGCACUGAGAGCUCCUGGCUUUGAUGAAAACAUGCAGGCUGCAAUGAACUGCUAUAGUUUUUCUAUUAAGGUCUAUAUUGAGAUGAAUCAGCCUGUUAUGGCCGCCAGUCUCUCACUGGAGCUUGGCAAUGCUCUGAAGGAGAUGAACAGACCAGGAGAGGCGAUAGUUCAUUUUCAGAGAGCCGCAGAAUUGCAAAUUCAGACUCCAAUUGAGGCCCUGCUGUCACUGUGGGAGAUGGCCUCCUGCAAAAUACUAACACGUGAUUAUGACGGUGCUCUUGCUGUGCUCUCCGAGAUGCAGCUGAUGUGUCAGGAGAGAGGACUACAGCUGCCCGGGACCAACACCCCUGUCGGUGCGUUUAUGGAUAUCAUAGCAAAGUGUGAAAUCUCCAGGGUAUUACUGCUUAUGCUGCUCGAGCCUCCACCUCAGAAGUUGUUACCCGAGCAUGCUCAAACACUAGAGCGAUAUGCCUGGGAGUCAUUUGAUUCGCACAGUCAGGAAAACUUCCUCCCAGAAAAUGUGUUCCUACUUCUGCAGUCAGUUGUGAUGGCCUGUCAGGAGAAGGACACAGAAUCCUUAAAGGCUCUGCAGACAGAACUAUGGCCGCUCCUUUCGGCAGAACAGAAUCAUCUCUUACACUUAGUGGUGCAGGAGAGAAUUACACCAUCUGGUCAAGGUAUAUAAUUCAGUCCACCCCCCCACAAAAAAAGCCUUUUUGGAACAUUCCCAUGUCAGACUCUUGUGAAUUCGCAUGAGGACUGUAGAAGGUCACUGGACCUAUUAAUAGUGUAUAUACACGUGUGCAAAAUUAUUAUAAUUCCUUUUAAGACAUCUAUAUUGUUUUGUCUCUAGAGUUGUUAUUUGAAGAAAUACUAGCUUUCAAUAUUUGACUGUACAUUUUGAAUUUAUUUACUGGAAUGAUAUUAUAUUAAGGCAAAAUGCCUUUGUUGUAACUUAUUUAAAGUUGUUAAAUAAUGAGGUUGUAAAUAAAAUGACAAAGGAGAUGUUUA
Messenger RNA from Misgurnus anguillicaudatus (oriental weatherfish), 1330 nucleotides. RefSeq names its product coagulation factor VIII associated (gene f8a). Gene Ontology annotation, molecular function: protein binding. The record is from RefSeq and is a predicted model, not a curated record. Gene Ontology annotation, cellular component: early endosome. Gene Ontology annotation, biological process: vesicle cytoskeletal trafficking. Lineage: Eukaryota; Metazoa; Chordata; Actinopteri; Cypriniformes; Cobitidae.